Limulus polyphemus (Atlantic horseshoe crab) is the source of this 517-nucleotide messenger RNA. RefSeq names its product sodium bicarbonate cotransporter 3-like. Gene Ontology annotation, molecular function: sodium:bicarbonate symporter activity; solute:inorganic anion antiporter activity. The record is from RefSeq and is a predicted model, not a curated record. NCBI's taxonomy places the organism in Eukaryota, Metazoa, Arthropoda, Merostomata, Xiphosura, Limulidae. Gene Ontology annotation, cellular component: plasma membrane. The annotation marks the transcript as partial. The transcript is spliced from 3 exons. Gene Ontology annotation, biological process: regulation of intracellular pH; transmembrane transport; monoatomic anion transport.
GCUAUUUGGGGGACUGAUAAAUGACAUCAAGCGAAAGAAACUCUGGUACCUCAGUGACGUCAAGGAUGGGUUUGCCUUACAAACUGUAGCCUCAGUAGUUUUCCUUUAUUUUGCCUGCCUUACACCAAUAAUUACAUUCGGAGGACUUUUAGGAGAAGCAACACAAUUCCGACUGGGUGCCAUAGAAAGCCUGCUGGCUGGAGCUGUGUGUGGUAUAAUUUAUGGAUUAUUCAGUGGCCAACCACUGACUAUUCUUGGCAGUACUGGACCAGUGUUGGUGUUCGAAACAAUACUAUUCGGAUUUUGCAGAGAUCAUGGAUUAGAUUAUUUGCCCUUUAGACUGUGGAUUGGCAUGUGGACGGCUCUUAUAUUGGUGGUGUUGGUUGCUCUGGAUGCUAGUGUCUUGGUCUGCUACAUCACUCGUUUCACAGAAGAAAACUUUGCCACCCUUAUAUCGCUUAUUUUCAUGUAUAAAGCUAUAGAAAAGGUUAGAGACUUUUAUAAAGCAAUAGAAAAG